ACUUACACUUAUAUAUACUUAUAUAUAUGUAAUGUUUGUUUGUUCUUAUAUUGUAUCAUAUUUUAUAUUUUUAAAAGACUAGUAAUUCUGCUUGAUCAGAGAAAUUUAUUACUUUUGUGUAUUUAAAUGGUUUUUCACAAUUUGUGGAAACCUUAGUUUUUUGAACUUCUUAGAUUACUUAUUAUAGAUUGUAUAUACGUGUAUUGUUCCACAAUUCUUGUGAUAUUUAUUCUGAUAUAGCCGCAUUACUAGUCUUUAAAGCAAUUAUUGAAAGAUAACCAGAUUGGGAUUUGCUUUGAAGAAAAGAAAAUGAGAAAAAAUUCCACAGAUCACAAUUACUUCAAAAUCAUUAUUACCUUGGUUCACCUUUGUCUUACUUUUUUUUUUUUUAAGUAACUCCUUUUUCUUUUUUUUUUCCGAGAAUCAACAAUCAUCAUUUUCAAGCUUUAAAAAAUCAUAUUUAUUGAGGGAUCCAAGAGAAACUACUUGUAAAUAUAUGGAAUCAUAAUCCUCCAGUGCGAGUACCCUGGCUUCUGAUUCCCAGCAGCUUUUUCUUAUUGCUUCAAUAAACUGCUCAUCAAGACAAAAAAAAACAAUUAUGGCAAAUUUAUAUCGAAAUGACUGUUACAUUAUGAAUUUGAUUGUGAAAAUCCGAGGUUGUCCAGGAGCUGGUUUGGAAGCGGUAUUAAUAUAACAGAUAAUUUAGCAAAGCGGGUUCAAACCAGAGCCUUGACAAUAGGCGGUUGAAAAGAAAUUACGUUAAUUUUAUUUUUUGUCUCCGUUGUCGAAAUCAGUGUUGUAUAAUAGAACUUUUUAUAUCAAAUUUCAUCCAUUAGCAUUCACUAAAACUUUACUUCAUAUUUAUUUUCUUAAAAACGUACCAGGAGUGGGCUAUAACUAGUGUGUCUUUCUGCCCAUGCCAAAGCCAGCUCUUGGUAAACCAAAAACACAGGAUGUUGGUUUCAUAAUACUGGAUCAUCUCUUUUUAUUGUUAAAGAUGACAGGAAAUAGUGAAACCAGGAUAUUUAUCUAGCAAAGAUGAAAGAGCAUCCUCUGGGUUUGUGAUUGUGGAUUCACUGUAUAUAAUAAGCACUAUUCCAUUGAAAUCCUUUGUGAUCCAUCACCACCUGAUUUUACAUAUCCUGUUAAUGUAAGUUAAUAAGCCAAGUAUUAAAAAGUGUCUGUGGAAUGAUGUUGUCUGUCUAUAAGGAAGAUUUUUGUCUGUUAAAUUUACAACUUAUUUUUUAAAAAAAUUCUGAAUUCUAUGCAACACUUCAACUUCAGAGAAUGCUCUCUCUCUGAUUAAAAAUAUCAAACGAUUUAGUCUUUAAAAAAAGGUUCAAAGAUUGAGAAAUUCAAUUUUUGUCACGGAAGGUCACGAAUUUUACGCACUCUUCAAAGAACUUACACGGUGACAUUCAAUUGUCUAACGCUAUCGGUCGAAUCUACGAUCACAAAAAUGUAAUUGUGACAGUCGGGAAGAUGUUUCAAAAUAACACACCUUAACCAAAGCGACAUCAACAUUUUGGCCUUGGCGCUCGUGAUUUUAUUAAUGCCGCGGUCACGUGAGCGGAAUGUCAACGUCUCGGUGACGCUGGGUAAAAUUCAAAGGAGAAAACAAGUAGAAACGUCAUGGUAGUUCUGUGGGAAAAAUAUAGGAAAGAAAUCAGCCACACAACAAAUCGGUCGACACAUUCAAGGUUAGAACAGGUCGUUCACACCGACGUCACUUGACUUCUUUCCCUAACCUACCAGAGGGGAUUUUAAGACAUUACUCACACAAACAAUAGCGUUCAAGGUUAGUCAUCGCGAAAGCAUCGAGAUACCGGGCCACCAUAGUUGCAUCCAUCGAAAACUCGGCAUAAUCGACGUCAUUAAGACCCCAGCCGGGUUAGCAUCCAAGUGUUUUUACAUUAGCGAAAGUGGUAUCGGUGCCUUUUGUCGAGUUUGGACGACCGGACCUUCGAGGUGGCGUCACUGCAAUCACGUGUUUCGUAUGCACAAAGCCCCGGGCUUCGCCGACACAUGGGUCUCGGUUCCCCAAACUGGGGAGUACUGUUCCUGACCGUUGCUUAUGCAACUACUCGUUGCUCAUAGUGGAAAAUGACUAGAUCUGUACUCUUGCUCUUCUCCUAUAUCGCCGCUGUUUGGACGUUUGAACAUUUUAGCAGGCUUAUUGAAGAUUCUAUCCAACCGUUAUCGUGCAGAAACAAUCAAACAAAAGAGGAGGGCAUUUGCAUGUUUGCUUGGAGUUGUCACAGAGCUAAUGGUACUCAUCUAACCUACUGUUUGGAUAGGUUUUACUUUGGUAGCUGUUGCAAGUUACCCGUUAAUUCACCUUUGCCUACUUUCACAACAAUGAAGAACUCCAUACAAGAGGAUGACAUAUAUCCUCACAAACCCGUUUUAGACCACACGGAAGAAGAAACUGUUAAAUAUACCACCCAAGACAGGAAAACAACCGUCGCGAUCAAAUCUACCACAAAAACUUUCCUCAAACCCACCAAAUUCCCUCCGGGUUUGAGUACGUGGCGUCCAGACGAAAUCACAGAGAGACCGAUACACACAACUAAUCCAACUAAAUCCGAUUUGACUUCUAGAAAACCAGUGUUGGCCACUAAUCCUACUAAGUCUGAAGAUGCUACCUCUACCAGAAAGCCAUCUACUACGUUGAAAUCUGAUGAAACCACUAUAGGAAACCUAACUGAAACAUCAGUCAUCGAAGCCACUUCUACUGUUAAUUACAAUUCUACCAUCCAAGACGUUAUAGUUACACAAAAUUCCACAAUUAUGUUUACUAGAAACGAUACACUAUCGAGCGAUAGCACGAUAUCUGAAACAACAAUUACCACUAUCUCUUACGAUGUUUUUAAUUUUACAACAAAUUCUGGUGUUGAAAAAACAACAGUUCAAGACAAUGCUAACACGACGGAGUACAAUAACACUACGACAAGUUAUACAGAGGAAACCUCCUCCCAAGAUGGCAAUUUUACUACAAAAAAUGAUAUACAAAUCACCGAUGUGGAUAAUGAGAUAAACAGUGAUCGCUUCACAGAAGAUCACAAUAUUAUAACAACAAUUAGCGAAAUUCAUCCAGAAACAACAACAACAACAACUUCAUUUUCUAGUGGAGGAUACCAAACAGAUUUCAGGAAAGUUUGUGGAAGACCAAAUCCUAUAAAAACUCCCAAAGGUCGAAUUGUUGGAGGAUCUACAGCGGAGUUUGGAGAAUGGCCUUGGGUUAUAUCCCUUCGACAAUGGAAGAAAAAUACAUUUUUACAUAAGUGUGGUGCUGCGCUUCUUAAUGAAUUUUGGGCCAUCACAGCCGCUCAUUGUGUUGAAGGUGUUCCUACCACAGACAUACUCUUGAGAUUAGGAGAAUAUGAUUUGAGCACGGAAGAAGAAUAUCUACCCUAUGUAGAAAGGAGAGUUCAAUUGAUUGCUUCUCAUCCAAAAUUUGACAGGAGGACUUUCGAAUACGAUUUAGCACUAUUGAGAUUUUAUGAACCGGUUCCUUUCCAACAGAAUAUAUUGCCAAUUUGUGUGCCAACGGGAAACUCCACUUACAUUGGAGAAUUUGCUACUGUAGCUGGAUGGGGAAGGCUUUAUGAAGAUGGUCCACUUCCAGAAAAGUUACAAGAAGUAGAAGUUCCUAUCGUUGCCAACAAAGAGUGCGAAGAUAUGUAUAGGAAAGCUGGAUAUGUGGAAGACAUUCCAGAUAUCUUCAUAUGUGCUGGAUUAGCCAAAGGGGGGAGAGAUUCUUGUGAAGGAGAUUCCGGAGGACCCUUGGUGAUUAAAGAGGAUGAUGGACGUUGGGUUCUAGCGGGUAUCAUCUCGUGGGGUAUAGGUUGUGCCUUACCGAAUCAGCCGGGAGUUUAUACAAGAAUAACAAAAUUUUCGGAUUGGAUCAAUCAAAUAAUAAUAUUUUUUGAAGAUUCUAUCCAACCGUUAUCGUGCAGAAACAAUCAAACAAAAGAGGAGGGCAUUUGCAUGUUUGCUUGGAGUUGUCACAGAGCUAAUGGUACUCAUCUAACCUACUGUUUGGAUAGGUUUUACUUUGGUAGCUGUUGCAAGUUACCCGUUAAUUCACCUUUGCCUACUUUCACAACAAUGAAGAACUCCAUACAAGAGGAUGACAUAUAUCCUCACAAACCCGUUUUAGACCACACGGAAGAAGAAACUGUUAAAUAUACCACCCAAGACAGGAAAACAACCGUCGCGAUCAAAUCUACCACAAAAACUUUCCUCAAACCCACCAAAUUCCCUCCGGGUUUGAGUACGUGGCGUCCAGACGAAAUCACAGAGAGACCGAUACACACAACUAAUCCAACUAAAUCCGAUUUGACUUCUAGAAAACCAGUGUUGGCCACUAAUCCUACUAAGUCUGAAGAUGCUACCUCUACCAGAAAGCCAUCUACUACGUUGAAANUUUAUUUACAAUAUCAAAUGGGAAGUUGCUAUUUAACGUCUUCAAAUACUCUUCGAUUCCUUAUUUUAACAGUUGUUGCAAUAAGAAGCAUCGCGGAAGAUAGUGAAUCACAAAGGAGCCUGAAGAUAUCAGGUAAAAGUUGUAAAGAUGCACUUGGUCAACAGGGUGUUUGCGUCUUUAAAUGGGAAUGUAUUAUUAAAGAUGGGAUACUUUUAUCAACAUGUACGGACGGAUUUCUUUUCGGAACCUGUUGUAAGUUCCUAAAUAAUGCUACGGCAUCGCCGGUUCCUUCCUACUUUCGUCCUCAAAAUUAUUUGGAUGAUCAAAGACCGACUCAAUUCGUUCACAAAACGUCACCCUUCGUCAAGUUCACCUAUGAUUCUUAUAGAACCACGCCCUAUCCUAAAUUUGUAACGUGGACGGGAUCUAGUCCUUAUUAUUACAGUAAAUGGUACAUGCCUUAUCAUAAGUAUACACCGAGUUAUAUAGGUACCACGCCUUUUCGAAAAACUUUCUCCAGUAGCAAGUACAAAAACCCUACCACCGUUUUUGGCACAGUUGGGAUAAAACGGCAACCUCCAACGCUCCAUCCUUUCAAAAAUGGCUUUAUCGAUACUAACAAGACUGCCGUUAUAUCUUCUAAUUAUAUACUCAUUAUUGAUAAGGAUUCAAUCGAAACGAAUAAUGAAACGACAGAACUGUCUGAUGCAUUGACAAAUUUUACGAGUUCCAUUAGCAAUAUUAGUAAUAUUAAUGCAUCCAAUGAGAUAUCUAGAAUAGAUACAGCGAUAUCUUCUAAUCAUACAUCCAGGAUAGAGAAUACUACAACGGAAAGCUUCGAACAAAUCGAACUAACAAUAGAAACAACAACAGAAACAGCGACUGAAACCAUUCUAACGAAUAUAAGCAUUGACGAUUCUACUGAAACAAGCGAAACUGAGCAAUAUCUUUCCAAUAAAACAACAGAAACUGAGCAAUACCUUUCCAAUAAAACAACAGAAACUGAAACUUUACCACUCAAAAUAACCGAAACUGAAACACCUACUAAAAUAACUGAAACUGGAACAUAUUCCUCCAACACAACUGUCGAUAUUCUAGAACAAACAUCGAUUCCAACUAGCGAAAUUUCAUCCACAGCAACGAGUCUAUCUUCGGUUAUCGACAGUUUAAUAUCGACAAUAGCUACUACAUCUCCUAUUACUACAAUUGGACACCCUUCUAUAGAAAGUAACGUUAUAGAAAGCGUUAAAACAGAAAAGCCCAUUGUUUGGAACUAUAAAAAACAAUGUGGAGUAAGGCCAUUAAAACCUCACGGGAGGAUUGUUGGCGGUUUAGAUACAUAUUUUGGAAAAUGGCCGUGGCAAGCUCUAGUUAAAGAAGCUACGUGGUUAGGAAUUUUUAUUAAGAAUAAAUGUGGUGGGGUACUUAUUAAUAACAGAUACGUGUUGACUGCUGCACAUUGUCAACCCGGAUUUUUAUCAUCUUUGAUCGUAAUUUUGGGAGAAUAUGACCUGAGUGGUGAUUUCGAAUCAUUGAAACCAGUCACCAGAAACGUCAAGAAGAUGAUCGUGCAUAGGGAUUACAAUUCUCAAACGUUCGAAAAUGAUUUGGCACUACUACAAAUGGAUCAACCAGUUGAAUUUCAGCCUCAUAUAGUUGCUAUCUGCCUUCCAAACGAUAAAGAAGAUUUUACAGGGAAAAUAGCCCACGUUUCUGGAUGGGGGAAGCUUUCUCAUGGUGGUUCAAUUCCGAACGUUUUGCAAGAAGUACACGUUCCUAUCGUGAGUAACAGUAAAUGCCAGAAAAUGUUUUUAUCUGCUGGCCACAUAAAAGCUAUUCGUGAUACGUUUAUCUGCGCUGGAUACGAAGACGGUGGUCAAGAUUCUUGUGAAGGUGAUUCAGGAGGACCGUUGAUGAUUCAAAGAGAAAAUGGAUUAUGGGUUCUAGUUGGUACCGUUUCUCAUGGGAUUAGAUGUGCAGAUCCGAAUUUACCAGGAGUUUAUAUGAGAAUGACAUCUUACAAGACAUGGAUCAAAACUGUUAUCGAAAAUGCAUAA
Centruroides sculpturatus (bark scorpion) is the source of this 6486-nucleotide messenger RNA. RefSeq lists its product as uncharacterized. The transcript has 15 exons. Gene Ontology annotation, molecular function: serine-type endopeptidase activity. The record is from RefSeq and is a predicted model, not a curated record. Gene Ontology annotation, biological process: proteolysis. Lineage: Eukaryota; Metazoa; Arthropoda; Arachnida; Scorpiones; Buthidae. Bases 2104 to 6486 code for a protein of 1460 amino acids.